AAAUUGUGUUUUGUUUGAACAAGAAUGACUGAAGUAUGAUACUUCAACUAAUUUUUUUGGUUUUGUCAAUAUUUCGAACGUCAGUAUUUUCGGUCCGCACUUGUUACUUUUGUGCCGAUUUCAGUGAAAAUUGCGAGGCAAAUGACAAAUCGGACACUCCGAAUAAAAUGACUUGUGACACAUUUAAGGUAAACCGCGAACAUUCCAUGCUCGAGUAUUUCUUAGAGCCCAAUUUUCUCACCAAUUUCGAUAUUUACCACCUGUUUGGGCCGUCUCUGUCUCAGAAAAACGUCAAAAAGCUGUGCAUGAAAGUCAUUUAUGGGUACAAGGGACAUGUGGGGAUUUACCAAGACAACAAGACUUUUACAGCGUAUCAUGAAGUGAGGAAUUUAACGUUUCAGUCGUGUAUGUUUGAGCGGUUUGCGUACUAUAAAAACGCCUGUGAGUAUUUUCAAAAACGGAUGGGGAAGAAGCAUGAGAACACGACGUUUUUUGAGUUUUAUGACUGCAAAACCUGCAGAAGGCACGAAUGCAAUGGGGAAAAUGCGACAAACUUUCAGUGGAAUCUUGCUUUAAUGUGUCUUAUUUUUGUUUACUUAGUAGUGGCCGACUAAUAAAUUUUUAACGGUG
Molecule: messenger RNA, 630 nt
Organism: Tribolium madens (black flour beetle)
Lineage: Eukaryota; Metazoa; Arthropoda; Insecta; Coleoptera; Tenebrionidae
Exons: 3
Coding region: 36-614 (192 amino acids)
Source: RefSeq, a predicted model, not a curated record